Molecule: messenger RNA, 1791 nt
Organism: Camelina sativa (false flax)
Lineage: Eukaryota; Viridiplantae; Streptophyta; Magnoliopsida; Brassicales; Brassicaceae
Product: UPF0496 protein At3g19250-like
Source: RefSeq, a predicted model, not a curated record
UUUAUCAAGUCAUGAUGUGUUAUGAAACCGAGUCCAACCCAAUUUGAUACAAUAGAUUAUGAAACCACAAAAACCAAAGGAGCUGUUAAGAGCAUAUUAGAGAACCAAUUAUGUAUGUUUUGUGCCCAGUAUCUCUUGGAGUCUGGAGAUGAUCUUUGGCCGAGAACAAAUAUGAUAAAUCUAGAAAAAUAAAUUAUUAAUGGCAUUGAAUUGCGUACAAGUGAAAAGUCAACGUUACGAGCUGUUAUGAUGGUUCAGUAGCUUUCCAUUGAUGAAUCAAGUUCAUCUUCCCUCUCAAUGCCGCACUGUCCUUGCUUUAAGCCCGCUUCUCCGGAGGCCUCUCUCGGCGACGGACCUAAUCCACAUCCUUCCACAGAAGGUGUGGCCUCCUCCACUUUUAACCUCAGCCGCGAGUUGGCUCACGCUUUUCAAACUCCUUCCAACAACGACAGACGUUCACGGCUUCUUGAGAUUGACCCAACUCCAGAAAAUCUCGAGCUGUUUCUCUCUCAAGAGCUCAAACCAAACAAAGAAAGAGUUCAAGAAGCUCUUAGAGACGCCAAGCAAACUACACUCACCCAACUCGUCUCUACUUACUUCCAACACAGCGAAAACGCUACCCGCUUUUGCUUGAACCUUUACCAGAACGUCCACAGUGCCCGCUUCCACCUCUACACACCUCUCUUAGAACUCUUCCGCGGUGACCCUGCCAUUGACGAGUCCUUCUGUAACUUAGCCUUCGAUGUUUUUCUUAAGCUCGACACGUUUGAAAACCCUUUCUCAUCUCCUGAAUCUCUCAGCUUUCGAGACACCAAAUUAUGCAUUAACCAGCUGAAGGACAAGCUGGACACCCGUCUCCGUAAGUCUAAGUCACGGGUCCGCCACCUCCACUAUGCCACAGCUGGUUCUGCCUUAUGUUUUGUUACUGCCGUUGUUGCGGUUGCUGCUUCUGCGGCUGUCAUCGCCUAUCAUGCAUUUCCCACCCUUGUUGUUGUUGCAGGUCCCUUGUGCACUCCCUACCUCCCUCACAGUUUCAAGAAGAAGGAGUUAACUAACAUCUCUCAGCUCAAUGCUGCUGCCAAGGGUACUUUUGUGCUUAACAUAGAUCUUGACACCAUUGACUGUCUUGUCUCUCGUUUGCACAUGGGGAUCAAAAACGACAAGCUUCUCAUUCGGCUUGGAUUGGAGAGGGGGAGGGACAUGUAUUCAAUUCAGGAGUUUGUGAAACAGCUUCGCAAGAGCCACGUUAACCAGACCCAUCAACUCGAUGUUCUUGUGGCUCAUAUUUGCCGCUGGUUCAGUAAUGUUAACAAAUUCAGAUCUUUGCUCCUCAACGAAAUCCUUACUCCCAGAACCUAAGCUCCUAAGGCUCUUUGUUUCAGGAUUUUCUCAUUUAGAGAACAAAUUACUACCAUCUCUGAGUCAAUCAAAUCAAGAUCACAAAGGUCAGUGGUUUUUUUAGCGUCAGUUGUUUUUUGAGUGUAUGUAGAUGUUGAGACUUUUUGGGUCCUUCAAUAAAAUUGUUCAUAGACUUGCCUGACUUAAUCAGUAAGUUCGAUAUUAGAUGUUGUAUUGGUUCAUAUCAUCAUAUUGAAUAAUUCUUUUGGUAAAUUCAUAAGUUUUCACUUCAAAUAGCUGUUUCACAAAGUGUAUAUGUUUGAAGACUAAAAUCAAGUCAUGAAGAAAUUUGAAACCAAGUCAUACCCAAUUUUACUCGAUCGAGAACAGGUAGUGUCAUCUUUGAGAAAAAAAGCCAAAUUGUGUCACUCAAUACAAACCUUCACACGACAA